Molecule: messenger RNA, 1134 nt
Organism: Manis pentadactyla (Chinese pangolin)
Lineage: Eukaryota; Metazoa; Chordata; Mammalia; Pholidota; Manidae
Product: phospholipid phosphatase-related protein type 2-like
Exons: 4
Coding region: 1-387 (128 amino acids)
Biological process (GO): phospholipid dephosphorylation; phospholipid metabolic process; signal transduction
Molecular function (GO): phosphatidate phosphatase activity
Source: RefSeq, a predicted model, not a curated record
AUGUGUGUCUCUGACUUUGGCUGUGCCCCGGACCCCGUUGCUCAUCACCGCAAGAUGUACGUGACACUCGUGUUCUGUGUGAAGGGCUCCCGCCUGGUCAAAUCCUUGCUCUGCCUGCCCCUGCUGUGCCCUGCCUUCCUGGUGGUCGUGGUCCGCGUGGCUGAGUACCGCAACCACUGUUCAGACAUUCUGGCUGGCUUCCUUACCGGAGCAGCCAUCGCCACCUUUCUGGUCACCUGUGUCGUGCACAACUUCCAGAGCCGGCUGCCUUCUGGCCGAAGGCUCUCCCCCUGGGAGGACUUGGGCCAAGCCCCCACCAUGGAGAGCCCCCUCGAGAAGUUAAGUGUGGCCCAGAGCCACAGAACUGCACCCGCCGUGGCCACCUGAUCCCCAGCUGCGUGUCCUCCAGGGCUCCAGCCAUGUGUUCGUCGCCCCGUGUGCCGCGCCCUCGGUUGAGGUCUGAGCCGACACCGCUGCCCCUGCCCCUGCCUCUGCGUGCACCAGCUCCCAGCCAGGGCCCCUCACCCUCCUCCCCGGGGCCUGGGGGGCCAGGUGGGGGAGGCGGACGUGGUCGGAAGCUGCUGCUGCCCACACCUCUACUGCGGGACCUGUACACCCUGAGCGGACUCUACCCCUCCCCUUUUCACCGGGACAACUUCAGCCCUUACCUAUUUGCCAGCCGUGACCACCUGCUGUGAGGCCCCACCACCCACCCAGAACCUACCCGCUCCCCAUUUCUCCCCUGCCACGCGUGUGUGUGCGUGUGCCGUGUGAGUGCCAAAGCCCCCUGUCCCCAAACCAGCCAGGCCCAGAUAUCAGCCUGGCUGGGAGGACAUUAGGGGGACCCUCCGCCUCUCUUGUCCUCUGGGACCAUCCAAGGGGCAUAACUAGGAGGUGGGCCUCUAGGGUGGCUCCUUUAAGAGCCAAAACCUGACCCUAUUGGCCACUGCCAGCCAGUGGGGACCCCCAGUUCUCAGAAUUCUAACCAAAAGGACUUUACUUCAGCCAAUGGGAAACUCCCCCGUCAAUUCUUAGAAUCUCAGGCAGAGGGCAACUCCAGGCAGUGUUCAGCGUCAGAACAACCAGUAGGAGUCCUUGGUUUUCAGAAUUUCUAAGGUGGGUGGGUAUGAUUCC